Molecule: messenger RNA, 1338 nt
Organism: Cyphellophora europaea CBS 101466
Lineage: Eukaryota; Fungi; Ascomycota; Eurotiomycetes; Chaetothyriales; Cyphellophoraceae
Exons: 1
Coding region: 1-1338 (445 amino acids)
Source: RefSeq, a predicted model, not a curated record
AUGAAUCCGGAGCUGCGGCAGACCUUGAACACCCUAUCCCACAACUUCGAGCAUGCAAAUCAAGCAGCGCAAGAGAAUAUCUACACCUUUACACAACUCUACAUUGACCCCUGCUUAGCAGGUUUCAAGGGGUGUCUCCAAGACUGCACGGCGCCAUGCUUUCCCAAUCGCGAAGACAGUGUCCGCCGACGGCGAGGUAGAGCACGGUCGCGUGGACAAGCCGAAUACUUCUUUGACUUCUACGAUGACUGGAAUGAGGAUGAAGAUAUCAAUGUCGGCUCCCAAGCCUGGGGCAACGACGAGCUAGAUAGUCUUCUGGCUGGCCGUGGGGAGCAACCGAAACGACAACGCGGCAUGAGCUACGGCUCAAAGAAUCGACGACGCCCUGGUCCAAUGCAACCUUCAGACGCCGAAGAGGACCCCACUCUCAUCCCUGGCUCGUCCUACCUUGGCUUCCUCGAGCGCCUACCCUUUAAAAUUGGUGCGCGCGUGUUGAAGUACCGGCCCUCUGCCGCCAAUCUCCAAGAGCACCCGAGCGUCCACCGCUCAGCAGCAGAGUCCCAACCACUCCUCGAGGAUGACGGCUAUGGUACCGUGUCCGACCCAAGCAAGAAAGGUCAUAUGCGACAACGGAGUAGUACUCAGAAUUCGCGGGCAACCACCAAUUCGCUGUCCUCUCGUGGCGACCUCAUCCUUAGUGACGAAGAAGAGGAUGCCGUGCCCCUGGACGACGAGUUUGCGGUUAUGCUAUCGCGACGCAUGACCAAUUCGGAGGAGAGCAGCGGCAAGACAGGUCUUGCUUCGGGGAAACAAAAAGUGUCUCGACGGUCGACAAAUCGAACAGCAUCUACGAAAUCGGCCAGAAGCUCGAAUCACAGUACGCCUAGUAAGCGUUCACGGUCGCAAAGAAGUCGGAACUUUACGAGUCCAAACCCAACAUCGCCAUCCGUCGAAGUUAUGGACCCUUUCCCUUCGAUGCAGGAAUUGCGACGAGAGGAAGACGAUGUGCGAAAGCAAGAAGAGAUGGAGAUCCAGCAGAAGAGAGAGGCGGCGCAGAGAUUGGCGGCGCAGAGCGGACUCGACUCCUCGGUAAAGGAAGCGGCCACGAAGUCUGCUGCGACAGUGAGCUCCGAUGCUGUGGAGGAGGACGAUGGUCGCGGAGAGACGAGGUCGAUGACUGACAUUGAUGAUACGGAUAUCGAGCGCAAUGUUGAGGACCUCGCAGCAUCACGAGAUACGCUAUCUUCACAACCCGACCGAGCAUCGAGCCCAGCGAGUUUCCAACGUCCAGGAAACCCCACGCUUGUAGAACCAAGUGAGUCGCCGGAUCCGCCUUGA